CGGCGGAGCCCCAGCGCCCAGGCCCUGCGCCCUGUAGACUGGGGCCUGACCCGCCGCUUUUUCUCAGCCCUCGCCGAUCCCACGCCAGGAACCUCGGAAGCCCGGACGGUGGAGGAGGUCACGGCCGCCCCCGGGAAGAUGUACCAGAGCCUGGCGCUGGCCCCGAGCCCCGGCCAGGCCGCGUACGCAGACUCGGGCGCCUUUCUGCACGCACCGGGCGCCGCCUCCCCGGUGUUCGUGCCGCCGGCGCGCGUCCCCUCCAUGCUGCCCUACCUGCCGCCGUGCGAGCCGGGCCCCCAGCCCUCCGCGCUCGCAGCGCACCCCAGCUGGGCGCAGGCGGCCUCGGCGGACUCCUCCGCUUUCAGCUCCGGCAGCCCGCACCCACCGGCCUCCCAGCCGGCCGGGGCCGCCGGCUUCUCCUUCCCGCACAGCGCCCCGGGGCCCGGCGGUGGCGGCGCGGGGCAGGGCGCGCUGCUGGCUCGGGAUCAGUACCCCAGCCCGCUCGGGCGGCCUGCAGGCGCCGCGUACCCCACCGCCUACCCGGCCUAUGUGAGCGCCGAGGUGGCCCCGCCCUGGGCCUCCGGACCCUUCGAGGGCAGCCUGCUGCACAGCCUUCAGAGCCGUCCCGCUGGCUUCCCUGGCCGCAGAGCCACCUUGGCGCCCGACUUCCUGGAGGAGUUCCCCGGCGAGGGGCGCGAGUGCGUCAACUGCGGGGCCCUGUCCACGCCGCUGUGGCGCCGAGACGGCACUGGCCACUACCUGUGCAACGCCUGCGGCCUCUACCACAAGAUGAACGGCGUCAACCGGCCGCUCGUGCGGCCCCAGAAGCGCCUGUCCUCCACCCGCCGUGCCGGCCUCUGCUGCACCAACUGCCGCACGACCAACACCACGCUGUGGCGGCGCAACGCGGACGGCGAGCCAGUGUGCAACGCCUGCGGGCUGUACACGAAGCUGCACGGGGUGCCGCGGCCCCUGGCGAUGAAGAAGGAGAGCAUCCAGACGCGGAAACGGAAGCCCAAGAGCAUGGCCAAGGCCAAGGGCGCCUCAGGGUCCACUGGGAACAGCUCGGCCUCCCGGCCGCCCUCUGUCCCCAACCCUGAGGAUGCAGCCGCCGCUUUGAAACCGGAGCCCAGCCUGGCGUCCCCUACCUGCCCUGCGCCCAGUGUCACCUCCCAGGCCUCCAGCCAGACGGAGGAGCCCCUGGCCCCCAGCCACUUGGAGUUCAAGUUCGAGCCUGAGGACUUCGCCUUCCCCUCUGCGGCCCUGGGCCCCCAGGCUGGCCUCGGGGGAGCCCUGCGCCAGGAGCCCUGGUGUGCACUGGCCUUGGCCUAGACCCCAGUCACCCGCCAGACCCGCCUCGUUGCCUGUGUCGCUCCAGCCCAGGAGACAGCCCACCGGGCCCACCCGCCGGGAGGGACAGGAGCCGGCAGGACAUCCAGGCGCUGAGCUGCCCUCGGCACGUGGUGGGGAGGCCCGUCCAGGUGGCCGUCAGGCCCCAGGCAGGAGGAAAGCAUGGGGACAGAGACUGGAGCCCCAACACACACAGCAGGGGACCCCCAAGUGCUGCAGGAGGCUCGGCACCACACUGACGGGGGCGCCCAUGGCCUCCCUGGCCUCCAUGGUCCACGCCCGCCACCGUCACCUGAGCAGGGGGCAGCCAUCGGAAUGACCCCCUGGCUGUCGCACACCCAGCGUCAGGCGUGGAGCGGCCAGGGCCAGGCCACACCAGGGACACCCCGGGCCUCAGGGUCUGUCCUUCCUUCGGGCUUCACCCCCAGGACAGGCGUGCCCGCCCUGCACCGUGGGGGACCCCACGCCGAGGGGAAGCCCUUCCCGUAAGGCCAUCACACACUAGUGUGCCUGGACGGUGUUCCCAGAGGGACAGUGAAGGGCCUUGGUCUGGCCGGGUCGGUGCACAUGAGCCGCUGUGACGGGCAGACCGAGGUCCCUGAGCCCCGAGGGCCCCGUCCCCGGCUGGUCUGAGGUCCCAGCAGAAUUGCUCACCGCCCCCCUUGCUCCUCCCGAGGCCCCUCCCAGGGUCGGGUGACAAAGAGGCUGGUCCUGCCGGCCGGACGGCACCCUGCCUGAGGGAGCUGGUGCGGGCUGCUCACAGCCUGCUGUCGGGGCAGCGAGAGGGAGUGGUGGGGAGUGGGGCGCACGCUCCCCAAGGCCACUGUCACGUGGACGUGGACUCUGCCUUUGCCCAACGACCUCCUGGUUUUCCCGGGGAAAGCGGAAACUGCAAGUUUUAUUUUUAAUGUAAAGCCUUCCAAUCGAAAGUUUUUUUUC
Molecule: messenger RNA, 2289 nt
Organism: Phyllostomus discolor (pale spear-nosed bat)
Lineage: Eukaryota; Metazoa; Chordata; Mammalia; Chiroptera; Phyllostomidae
Gene: GATA5
Product: GATA binding protein 5
Exons: 7
Coding region: 139-1332 (397 amino acids)
Biological process (GO): negative regulation of transcription by RNA polymerase II; positive regulation of transcription by RNA polymerase II; cardiac muscle tissue development
Cellular component (GO): nucleus
Molecular function (GO): zinc ion binding; RNA polymerase II cis-regulatory region sequence-specific DNA binding; DNA-binding transcription factor activity, RNA polymerase II-specific
Source: RefSeq, a predicted model, not a curated record